AUCUUAUGUUCUUGCUCUUGUUUUCCUGUUUUUGUUUUUAUUUCUUUUUGAAUCGAUGUUUGUUUGAUUUUUGUCAAAUCCUCCUUUACUCUGAUUCUGCAAGAAAAGAAUGGACUGUUGGAUAAAUUCCUUUACGAUGCAAGAAAAGAAGCUUCACUUCUCCACCAAAUAAAGUUUCAAUCUUUUGGUUCACAACUAGUUAUUAAUCUUUAAGUAAUUUGGGUAAUUUAGCAUCCGUUUUUAGAUCAGGAGAGAAAAAUCUAAAAACGACAGAGAGCUUCAAGUUGGAGUUAGCUUAGCCACUUUUUUUUUUUUGUGCUCAGAAGAAAGAACAGUCGCCGGCAAAAAAGUCUCAACCUUUUCCCUCUCCGCUCGUUCACUGGUCACCGGCAUUUCUCUCUUCUCCGACUUGAUUUCCUUAUCGCCUGAGUUUCACGGCGAUGGGAGACGAGAAGCCGGCGGUUGUGAUGGCCAAUCGAGAAAGAGAUCGAGAGCUUCUGAUUCCCGUCGCUGAUUCCGGCGACAAAGACGAUGGUCCUUCUUCGAAGCCUUCUUCUUCUGCUUCCUCUUCCUCUUCUUCUUCUUCUUCUUCUUCUUCUUCUUCUUCUUCGCAUCAAUCCAGCCACGAGACUUUAAGCUUGUUCAUUAGGGGUUGGGCGUCCAAGAAGUUCAUGACAGGCUGUGUUAUCCUACUUCCUAUUGCAAUUACUUUCUAUAUAACAUGGUGGUUUAUUCACUUUGUGGAUGGAUUCUUCUCUCCAAUAUAUGCACAACUUGGAAUCAACGUAUUUGGUUUUGGUUUUUUGACUUCCAUAGCAUUCAUCUUCUUGGUCGGGGUGUUCAUGUCUUCGUGGUUGGGAGCAUCGGUUCUGAACUUAGGAGAGUGGUUUAUCAAGCGAAUGCCAUUUGUUCGUCAUAUCUACAACGCCUCUAAGCAGAUCAGCACUGCCAUAUCUCCUGAUCAAAAUACACAAGCUUUCAAGGAAGUUGCAAUCAUUAGGCAUCCCCGAAUAGGCGAAUAUGCAUUUGGCUUCAUUACAUCGACAGUUGUUCUCCAGAUUCACGAAGAACAGUCACCGGCGGCGAUUAACUACGACGACUGCGGCAGUCGCAGUGGGACUGUACUUGGCGGUAGAGAUGAAGAAGAAUUGUAUUUGUCCCUUGUGAUUGAUGAAUCCACCUUACGAUCUAAAAACCUUUCUAUUUACGAAUCUAUUGUUAUAUAUCUCUACUUUAGUUGCAGCAUUGAGAUUUAUGUCUUAUUAUGUCUUCCUUUCGAAAAAACUGUGGGAACGAACGAUUGAGUUUCUGAUAAUCUCU
Molecule: messenger RNA, 1320 nt
Organism: Camelina sativa (false flax)
Lineage: Eukaryota; Viridiplantae; Streptophyta; Magnoliopsida; Brassicales; Brassicaceae
Product: protein CONTINUOUS VASCULAR RING 1
Biological process (GO): stem vascular tissue pattern formation
Cellular component (GO): Golgi apparatus
Source: RefSeq, a predicted model, not a curated record